Molecule: messenger RNA, 1493 nt
Organism: Dermacentor andersoni
Lineage: Eukaryota; Metazoa; Arthropoda; Arachnida; Ixodida; Ixodidae
Product: facilitated trehalose transporter Tret1-like
Biological process (GO): transmembrane transport; carbohydrate transport
Cellular component (GO): membrane
Molecular function (GO): sugar transmembrane transporter activity
Source: RefSeq, a predicted model, not a curated record
AUGACGCGCUCCCAGGAGACUUGGUUCGGCUCGGUGCUCGCCGUGGGCGCCCUCGUGGGCAGCCUGGUGAGCGGCUUCCUCAUUGAGCGCUUCGGACACGUGCGGCCCAUCCAGCUCUCGUCGCUGGGGUUCGUGGGCGGCUGCCUCUGCAUCGCGCUGUGCGACGCCAGCCUGCCGUGGAUGUUUGCGGGCCGCGUGCUCACGGGCUUCUGCUGUGGCCUCGUCUCGCUCGCGGUUCCCGUGUUUGUGACCGAGAUCAGCCCGCCCCACGUUCGCGGCCUCCUGGGCUCCGGCGUCCAGUUGGCCAUCACACUGGGCGUGCUGGCCGUGUUCGUGGGCGGCAAGUGGCUCGACUGGCUGUCGCUCGCACUGCUGUGUACCGUGUGCCCCGUGGUCAUGGCCGUCGCUAUGGCGUUCGCCGUCGAGUCCCCCCGUUGGCUUGUGGCCCACGGCCGACGGGACAAGGCGCUCGAAGCUCUGCGAUUUCUGUACGGCCCAAAGUUCUGCGCCGAGGCUGAGUGCCUGACCAUCGAGGCCAGCUUGCUACAUCAGCCGGCUACCUUCAGAGACCUGCUGCAGCGCAGCUUCUCGCUGCCGCUCGCCUACACGCUCCUGCUGAUGUUUUUCCAGCAGUUCUGCGGCAUCAAUGUUAUUACCUUCUACGCGGUCAAGAUAUUCGAGUCAUCCGGUUCGGAGAUCUCGGCCGCCGACUGCACGAUUAUGCUGGGCGUGGUACAAGUAAUCUCGUCGCUCGCAGCGUCGCUGCUCAUCGAUCGCGCAGGUCGCCGUAGCCUAAUGCUUGUCUCGUCUCUAGUUGUGACGGCCAGCCUGACGAUGUUGGGCUUUUUCUACUACUACAAGGACAUGGACAGUGGAGAAUUUCGCCAUCGGUAUCGGUACGUGCCGCUUGCGUCACUCACGGCGUAUAUUGCCGCCUUCUGCCUCGGCAUCGGCCCGGUACCCUGGGUCGUUAUGGGUGAGAUUCUAUCACCCAGAGCCCGCGGUCUCUCCACCGGCGUCAGCACCGCCUUCUGUUUCUUCUGCGAGUUCCUUAUCACCAAGGAGUUCCAUGACCUCGUCCGCCUGUUCAACUUUUCCGGUCUCUUCUGGAUGUUCGCUUUGGUCACUGUUGUGCAGCUUAUCUUCGUCUACACGUGCAUUCCAGAGACCAAAGGAAAGUCUCUCGAAGACAUCAGUCAGAUAUUCGAGAGCGUCCCCGAGUUCGGCUCCAGUGCCACUGAAUUGCAUCCAGUUCCGACUACGCCUUCUUUCGAGGGUGUCACGGGGUAGGGAAGGUGGCUGGUCCCUGUGUAUGCAGCUGGCACGUGGCAAGGUUGGGCUGGCAUGCACUCAUCCUAGCACUGAGGCUGCCUGGACCAGAAAGUCGUGGCCUAAUGACUGCAUCGAGCCAGAGACCUCCUUGCGACACGUGCGGAGUAUGUGGUCCUAGCAGGAUUGCACCAUGGCAUACAAUGCCGAAUUAAAUCUGUGCU